AUGGGUCAUCGGCGGUGGUUGUUGCCAGGGCACAGGUGGAGAUCUAAAAAAGUUGAAUUUAAUGGUAGUACUGACCAUCGGCAAGCACCUAUACAUUUGUCGAGAGAGGCUAUCUUGGAACAAUUGAGAGAAUUGCAAGAUGUACAGUUUGGUAAGUUAUCAAAAAAGAGGAAACGCACAGCCAAUGAGUUGAAUUGGACCAAAAAAAGUGUAUUCUUUGAGUUGCCUUAUUGGAAAUCCUUGGAAUUGAGGCAUAACCUAGAUGUCAUGCAUAUUGAGAAGAACAUAUGCGAUAGCGUAUUAGGAACUUUGAUGGAUAUCGAGGGAAAAAGCAAGGACACAGCCAAUGCCCGUCGGGAUUUGGCCAACCUAGGCAUACGGAAAGAAUUACACUUACAACAAGAUGGUGAUAGUUGUUCAAUGAGACUGGCUUGUUACAUGCUAAAUAAAAAAGAGAAGAGAUCUUUUUGCGAGUGGUUAGCAAGUGUUAAGUUCCCUGAUAGUUUUGCCGCGAACAUCCCCCGAUGUGUUAAUGUACGUGAAUCAAAGAUCUUAGGCAUGAAAAGUCAUGAUUCUCAUAUUUUCAUGCAACGAUUACUGCCAGUGGUGAUUAGUGGCUACUUAACCAGUGAUGUACGGCAAGCUUUGACUGAGUUAAGUUCAUUCUUCAAGAAAUUGUGUGCACGAGCAUUAAACAUUGAUGUUCUGCACCGCCUACAAACUGAUAUCUCUCUUAUUCUUUGCAAGUUGGAAAUGAUAUUCUCACCUGCAUUCUUCGAUAUAAUGGUGCAUCUUGCUAUUCACUUGCCACAAAAGGCAUUGCUUGCGGGACCUGUCCAGUAUAGGUGGAUGUAUCCUUUUGAACGGUAUCUAGGGAAGUUCAAGCGUUAUGUAAAAAAUAUGGCAAGACCUGAAGGCUCAAUUGCCGAGGCCUAUAUUCAUGUUGAGUGCCUUACAUUUUGUUCGAUGUAUCUCCAUGACAUUGAGAUGACUUUUACUAGGGAAGAGCGAAAUGUGGAUGUCGGUCCAGACCAUACACCGGGUAGUAUGAGUGUAUUUUUUCAAAAGGUGAGAUCAAUGGGUUCGUCCUCCACUGAUAGAUUGGAUGAUCAGCUAUUUGCAAAAGCUGAGUGUCAGCACUAUAACAAGAUUAAAGAAGAGGACCCCAGCAAUGUUGAUCGUAGGCACCAGACCGAAUUUGGGCAAUGGUUCAAGAACCAUAUUCGAGAAUUGCAUAUCUUGAAUCCAGAUGAAGUUACAGAUGAACUUUAUGCUCUUGCUUGCGGACCAGAUCCUUGGGUGGGAACAUAUAGUGGAUGCAUCAUGAAUGGAAUUCGGUUUCACACAAAAGACCGUGAACAACAUCGACACAGCCAAAAUAGUGGGGUGGUUGUUGCUGGGGUACAUAGGGUGAUGCCGGUUGAUUUCUAUGGUGUGUUGAAAGAGAUCCUUGAAUUACGCUACAUGGGGUGGCAUCUUGUGUACUUGUUUAAAUGUGACUGGUGGGACGUUGGUGAUCAUAGACGUGGCAUACGUGUAGGGGACCAUCUUACAAGUGUGAAUACAUCAAGAAAGUGGUAUUAG
Carya illinoinensis is the source of this 1584-nucleotide messenger RNA. RefSeq lists its product as uncharacterized. NCBI's taxonomy places the organism in Eukaryota, Viridiplantae, Streptophyta, Magnoliopsida, Fagales, Juglandaceae. The record is from RefSeq and is a predicted model, not a curated record. Bases 1 to 1584 code for a protein of 527 amino acids. The transcript has 3 exons.